AUGACAUCAAACAUUGUAGAAUCACUGAACGCAUUAAAUUUAGCUGCUCGAGAGUUUCCAAUAACAACACUUUUAGAAUGCUUAUAUGGAUUACUCCAAGAAUGUACAUACACAAACAGGAAAAAUGCACAAAAUACAUUCACAAAAUUGACACCAAUUGCUGAGGAGAAAAUGACCAAAAACUACAUAUACUCGUUGAGACUUACAGUAAAACCAUCAAAUGAAUAUCUAUUUGAGGUGGUUAAAGAAGAAAAAUCAUGGAUUGUAAACCUCAAAGAUCAAACAUGCACAUGCAAUAAAUUUCAAAUGGAUGAGAUGCCAUGUGGUCAUGCUCUUUCUAUGAUGAAGGAGAUCCACCUAGAUCCUUAUGUUUACUGCUCAGAUUACUACACAACAAAAACAUGGCUUCAAACAUAUGAAGCAAUAGUAUACCCAGUAGGAAACCAACGCACUUGGGAUGUACCAAACUAUAUCAAAGAAAUAAUAAUAUUACCUUCAGAUGCUAGAGUGAAAACAUGGAGACCAAAGAAAAGAAGAAUCAGAGCUGCUUGGGAAACUAAAAUGCAAAAUAGGUGCAGUAGAUGUGGGCAAAGAGGUCAUAAUAGGAAGGCAUGUCAAAACAAGCCAAUAAACAUAUGA
Humulus lupulus (European hop) is the source of this 639-nucleotide messenger RNA. RefSeq lists its product as uncharacterized. The record is from RefSeq and is a predicted model, not a curated record. NCBI's taxonomy places the organism in Eukaryota, Viridiplantae, Streptophyta, Magnoliopsida, Rosales, Cannabaceae. Bases 1 to 639 code for a protein of 212 amino acids. The transcript is spliced from 2 exons. Gene Ontology annotation, molecular function: nucleic acid binding; zinc ion binding.